AUGCAACUCCUCACCACCCUUCGCGCCAAAAUCGACAUCUACAAACUCGAACAACGCUACACUCGCCGCGAAAAACGCACCACCUUUUGCUCCAACGCGCAAUACGUCGACGGGGAAUACAUCUACGCCAACAACACGGGGGGCUCGAGCAGUAGU
Molecule: messenger RNA, 156 nt
Organism: Zymoseptoria tritici IPO323
Lineage: Eukaryota; Fungi; Ascomycota; Dothideomycetes; Mycosphaerellales; Mycosphaerellaceae
Exons: 1
Source: RefSeq, a predicted model, not a curated record